GUGUUGUUUAGAAAAUAAAUUAAAAUGACUAAUACUUGGUCUAAUGAGAAGACUCUUGACUUUAUUAAUGAAGUGCAAUUACAUCCUGAAAUAUGGAAUGUGGAAACAGGAAUGUAUAAAGACAAUAAUGCAAAAAAAGAUGCAUGGUCUAUUGUUGCUACUAAGUUUGAUAUAUCAAGUGAUGACGCUUACAAGAAAUUCCGAAGCCUGCGAACUUAUGUGAAGAAUGAGGAAAGAAAAAAGAAUAAAAGUGGUAGUGCUGGCGGCAAACAAACAAAAUGGUUUGCUUACGAUGCGAUGUCGUUUAUUCUUAGUCAAGAUACUCCAAAAACAAGACUGGAUAGUGAAAAUGCAACAGAAAAUGGGACUGAAGCCCAAGAGACUAGUAGCAUUGCUGACCAAGAGGUACUUUCAGAAACAACGGACUCUCUGCUUUGCUCUGUUCCCUCUCCAAAACCACGUGCUUCUAAGAAGUCCAAGACUGCAGAUCCCAUUUUGGAAAAGGCUCAAAACAUUAUACUUGAAGCAGGUGAAAAAAGAAGAAAUGAAUUUGCUGGUUUCGCAGAGCAUAUAGCAAACAAGUUAAGUAAAUAUGAUGACUAUACCCGUGCUCAGGCAGAAUUCAACAUAAUGAAAAUUUUAUUUGACUGUGACAUGGGAAAAUACAGAAAUCCAGCUUCGUUUACACAGAGUCCUGCUGGCGAUAGCGGAGAAAGAGCUAGCACUUCUCAAUCCCAAUAUUCAGAGAUGUCGCAAUACAUAUCACGACAAAAUACUCGGCAGCCUAUGACUCAAGAAUAUACCGCUCCUUAUCAGUCUCCACCACAACAGUAUGCUGAUCUACACCACACCCAGUUAACUGGAAAUAUUGCUUAUGAAGAACUUGUGACUAACUGUCAAUAGUGAUUCGCAAAUUCAUUGAUUCUACGUCGAACAAAAUUAAAUGUGCACUUAAUAAAUACUUAAAUAUUUACUUGCCUUUAUGUAUUCCUUUAAGCCUUCUAUUAAGGCUUCACAAACCUCUGGGACAAUAGUUGAAAUUGAAUAAGCUGUCAUUCUGAAAAGGUACAUUAAACUCUUGAAAGAAUCUCCAGUCGCUAAAUACCGUAGAGUUAUUGCUAAUCUUGUAGUCACAGGUAUUGCAUUCCUCAUGUUUGUAUCUUGCCUUUGUAUGUUUGGUCCAAUUCUGUUCACAAGAAAUUCGAAGUAGCUCUUAGACAUUUUUGUAAAAUUUUUAAAUAAGUAUUUAUCCAGCAUUAAUUCCUUGUCUACGGAAUCCAAAGUGUCACGCCUACUUAGAUAGGGUCGAAUCCACAUUCGUGUCCUUUUUUUUCGUUUUUUGCCAAAACAAUGUAAGCGGCUGCGAUGAGCGUCAUUUCGUCGGCCAUUGUUGCUGGAUUGUGUGGCUCAUUAAAGGGUUCUGAAUCAAAGGCCAUACUAUUGCAGCCAUAUUGCAACAUGUUGCCUGCUAUUGAUUGCUCAGCCAUAAAAUGCACUAAAAUGUUUUUUUGAUGGCUGGGCAAUGUUUGCAAAUAAUUGCAGCCACAAAUUGUCGUAAUAUAGCCCGUUUAGACGCCCCAUUACAGAAAUUAAAGAGAUUCAUAUUUAUAUACCUAAAUGUUAUUAUAUCCACAAACAAUUUAACAUGUAAUAUGUUUCACCACUUAGAUAAAUUUUUCUACAUUUUGCGUAAUCGCGUUUGAUUGUAGCGCGAGAACGAGUGACAUGACCAUUCGCUAAGUGUGUCUGACCGAAAUGCCGAAUUGACUACAUGAGCGCGACGCUCCGAGAGAAAAUAUAGUCUUUUUUAUUAUAGUUCUUUUAAAAAAAAUAGAUUGAGUGAUGGGACAAAGGCCAUAAUGAAAAAGAAGAACAAGGAUAUCCGUAAAGCGAUAAAAUCGACAGCUUUUUAAUGUUGAAAGACCAGGAACUUCAAUAACAUGCACUGCCACCAUACAAUCAGAUAAAGAUGAAUCAUAUUUGAACUCUGCGGCUCAACAACGAAAGUCAUCUAUUGACCCAUCUACUUAAAAAAAACCGGAUAUUUAUGUUUUUGACGAAGAGACCAUAGAGGAAUCACCAAUAAAUAUAACAAUUGAAGAUGCGUCUCAGAAUCAGACGUUAAGAAAUAACCGAGCGCAAACAGCAGUAAAUCUAUACAGAGAUCCAGCUUUAUAGAAAAUCAACGAUACCGUAAGGGAGAUUAUCACAAGUUACGGCUUCGAUCAAAGCAAGUCUUGUGACUUCUUUAAAAGUGAAAAAAUAUAUGCUGAUCAGCGUCGUUUCUUGCCAAUAAGUGUCUUCC
This is a messenger RNA of Parnassius mnemosyne (clouded apollo), 2305 nucleotides long. NCBI's taxonomy places the organism in Eukaryota, Metazoa, Arthropoda, Insecta, Lepidoptera, Papilionidae. The record is from the annotation of a GenBank genome assembly.